Messenger RNA from Bactrocera oleae (olive fruit fly), 2352 nucleotides. It is a transcript of the gene Rpn8, whose product is annotated as regulatory particle non-ATPase 8. Lineage: Eukaryota; Metazoa; Arthropoda; Insecta; Diptera; Tephritidae. The record is from RefSeq and is a predicted model, not a curated record. Gene Ontology annotation, cellular component: proteasome regulatory particle; proteasome complex. Gene Ontology annotation, molecular function: protein binding; metallopeptidase activity. Gene Ontology annotation, biological process: proteasome-mediated ubiquitin-dependent protein catabolic process.
GCAAAAAAAAUUAUUGUAGGUUGAAAAGGUAAUAUCAUUGAUAAUUUAACGUCACAAAUUAUGUACUCGAACAGCUUCUUUGACACGGAACUGAAAAUAUUUGAGCUUUAAACCAGCGUAAGCAAUCUGCCGAACAUAUAAGGAUCUUCUACCACAAUGCACCAUGUACAAUUACUACAACUAUUUUUCACGGCAAUUUAGCCUUCAGUAACACCAAAUAAAACUAUAUAGUUUCAAUACAACGAAUAUUUGACAAUUUUGUUAAUAAUAUAACUAAAAUUUAUUAAACUUUAAAAACAUAUUCCGACCGAUAUAUUAAAUCAACUUACGAAGUAUAGUAGAAAGUAGAAACUGAUAUAAAAGCGAAAUAGCAAAAAAGUGUUUCCAACUCCCAAUAUACAUUGAAAUAAUUGCGCAAAGAAAAUAUCGUAAUCAAUGCACUCUGUUGGUGGCGACCUCUAGCGGCUAAACAUAAUUCAUAAAUAAAAUAUUUGCAAGAAAAAAAUAUUAUAUUAUUUACUAUAUUUAAAAACAAACAUAUUCAAUAAAAUUAUAUUAACAAUGCCUCAUUUAUAAAAAAUGUGCUACGUUUUCACAAGCAAUGUUUUGCAGGCUGCACACUCUGUUAUUAGUGAAACUGCUUUAUCGGCUUGAAUUGUCAGUGCCGACAACAUGAGAAAAUUUAUUCCACUGUCAUCGCUCUUGUUCUUGAUAGGCAUUAUUAGCAAAAGUUUUCCAAAAGUCAUCUAGCUGGUUUAAUUUUUCGACCGACUUAACAAAUAUAAAUAGGAAAUAAAUAAAAUGCCAUCACUGGAGGUAAAUGUAAACAAGGUGAUUGUGCACCCACUGGUGCUGCUCUCUGUGGUGGAUCACUUCAACCGUAUGGGCAAAAUCGGAAACCAGAGACGUGUUGUCGGUGUGUUACUGGGUUGUUGGCGUUCAAAAGGAAUUCUUGAUGUCUCCAACAGUUUUGCUGUUCCUUUCGAUGAGGAUGACAAAGACAAGUCAGUGUGGUUUUUAGAUCAUGAUUAUUUGGAAAAUAUGUAUGGCAUGUUUAAGAAAGUAAAUGCACGCGAACGUGUUGUCGGUUGGUAUCAUACCGGUCCCAAGCUACAUCAAAAUGACAUUGCCAUAAACGAGUUAAUCCGGCGCUAUUGCCCCAACUCAGUGUUGGUGAUAAUCGAUGCGAAACCCAAAGAUUUAGGUUUACCAACUGAAGCUUACAUUGCAAUAGAAGAAGUGCAUGAUGAUGGUUCACCGACGAGUAAAACCUUCGAGCAUGUGCCCAGCGAAAUUGGCGCUGAAGAAGCCGAGGAAGUGGGCGUCGAACAUUUGCUGCGCGAUAUCAAGGACACCACAGUCGGUAGCCUCUCACAAAAAAUUACCAACCAAUUAAUGGGCUUGAAAGGCUUAAACGCACAAUUGCAUGACAUAAAAAAUUAUUUGCAACGUGUUGGUGACGGCAAAAUGCCCAUAAAUCAUCAAAUUGUAUACCAGCUGCAAGAUAUCUUUAACUUACUACCCGAUAUCACGAGUGAACAAUUUACCGACACCAUGUACGUUAAAACGAACGAUCAAAUGUUGGUCGUCUAUUUGGCGUCGAUGGUGCGCUCCAUCAUUGCAUUGCACAAUCUCAUCAAUAACAAAUUAACGAAUCGUGACGCGGAGGAAGGUAAAAAGGCCGACAAGGAAGCGGAAAAGGAGAAAGAAAAGAAUAAGGAUAAAGAUAAGGAGAAGGAGAAGGAUGGCAAAGAUGUAAAGGACAAGGACAAAAAAGCCGAUGAUAAAUCUGCUAAAAGCACAGAAGACAGUGGUAAGGGUGGCAAGAAAUAGGAACGAAAGAACAGGAAGAAACCACACCGUAAGAAGAAGAAAAAUAAGAAAAACCAUUAGAGAGCGUAAAUGUUGAACUUACAGCUUAGUUGCAAAAAUAAAAACAAAUGCAAAGAAUUUAUAUGUUAAAGUAAAGAGCAGCAGCCGAAACCAUAAAAGUUAAAUUGCAAAACGAGGAUUCGCACAUUUAUGCAUACACUUCUUCAUGUACAUUUUAAGUUUCGUAAAUGUUACGCAAGUACUUUACUUAAACAAUAUAAUGAAAAUAAAAAUAAAACUUAUAAAUCUAAAUAUAACCAAAACGAAUGCAGUAAAUGUGGUCAUUACGAAAUAAGGAAAUUAACUUACUGUAACGGUUCAAUUCAUUGCACUCAACUAAUUAACGAGAAAUAUGUUUCUACUGCGCUUGCAACUUAAGAUUUUUUCGAUUAACGCUAAUGUUUAUAAUAUCUACAUACAUAUUUAUGUGCAUAAACAACAAUAGUACAAUAUAAGAAAUGUUUUGUAAAAAACGGAAAA